GGCAUGUGUAUAUAAUUUUAAUAUCAGUAUUAAACAAUAUUUUUAUGUUUGUGAUUCAUCGUUAAUGAAUAAUCAUCUUGUUAAAAUUAUUGUUCGGUAAUUAAAUAGUAUCGUUACAGUUACUAUCACGGUAUUACAACGUCACUGGAUUCGCUUACUAAUAUCAUGUUAAGCUGCUAGAAAAAAAUAAACAACCCGAUAAGAUACUGUUUGAGUGUGUUUCCAUCAUUUUUUUGCGGCUUUAUUAACAAUUUACACAAAACAGGAAUGGCCCAUUUAAAUUCGAGUGCCUGUUGGUUAUAUUAUUUUAUUUAACUGUACAUAUAAUAUUUUAUAAUAUAUAACUGAUUUUAUUUUGUAAUACAUUCGUUUUGCUGUGUACAUCAUGGCUGUAAGUACUUAUCGCGAAGAAUUAAAGAAAAUUCUGAAAGAACCAAACUCUACAACAAUUGCUUCUAUUAAAAAAACUGUACAAGAAAAUAAUUACUUCAAUCUUAGUGAUGCAGAUAGACGUUCAAUUUUGGAUCAAGUAUUAAGAUGCUAUGUUUUAGACAUAGUACUAUCAAAACCACCAAACAUAUAUGAUGUUUGUAAGAUGUGGACAUCAUUUACUAUUGAACUUGUACGUAAUGAAAUGUGCACGGCUAUAAUGCCAGUAGUUAUACUGUCAGAUAUGUUUGAUGUGACAACUGUGGAUUUAUGUGAAAAAAUGUUUGAUCAUGUGGAAACUAAUGUAAAUGUUCUUAAGGAGUCCCAAUUUUUUAUGGCAUGCAAGAAUAAUUUAUUAAGAAUGUGCAAUGAUUUAUUACGUCGUUUAUCAAGAUCACGAAAUACAGUGUUUUGUGGGCGUAUUUUAUUAUUUUUAGCAAAGUUUUUCCCUUUUUCUGAACGGUCAGGUUUAAAUAUUGUUAGUGAAUUUAAUCUGGAAAAUGUUACUGAAUAUUUGAAUGAAAAUAAUUUUGAUCAAAAUGAAGAUUUGCAAGACUCAAUGACUGAAGAAGAAACAAAAUCUGAUACUAUAAUUGAAAAAGUGAAUGUUGACAAAAACCUUUAUUUAAAAUUUUGGGCCCUACAAGAUUAUUUUAGGAAUCCUAAUCAAUGUUACAAAGCAGAACAUUGGAAAUUGUUUAUCUCUCAUACAGAGUUCAUAUUUUCAAUUUUUCAAAGUCAUAAGUUAGAACAUGUUAGUAGAACAGAUACUGAAAGUACUGAACAAAAUAUACAUUACUUUCCAAAAUAUUUAACUAAUCAUAAGUUAUUAGAAUUACAAUUGAGUGAUGUAAAUUUUAGACGCUAUAUUCUAAUACAAUUUUUAUUGCUUUUUCAAUAUUUGGAUGCACCUGUUAAGUUUAAACCUGAUAAUUUCAAGAUAAAACCAGAUCAACAAGAAUGGAUUAAAAAUUCAAUUAAUAAUAUAUAUGAAUUAAUAAAUAAUACACCUCCUGAUGGUAUAAGGUUUUCUGAAGUAGUAAAAAAUAUAUUACAGAGAGAAGAACAAUGGAACAAAUGGAAAAAUGAUGGUUGUCCAGAAGUUGUAAAACGAUUAAUACCUGCUAGUGAUCAAGGUGACAUGCCUGCACCUAAAAGGAGACUUAGGAAAAAUUUAGGAGAUGUUAUUAAAAAUAUGACUGCUAAUAACAAGGUUUUUCUUGGAGACCCAGAAUUGACUAAGUUGUGGAAUUUUAAGCCUGAUAAUUUAGAAGCAUGUAAAGGACCCGAAAGAGAUUUUUUGCCGUCAUUUGACUCAUUCUUCCAGGAAGCAUUUGAACAGUUAGAUCCAGAAUUAUGUAUUGAAAAUCAAUACAAAAAAGUUAAUGAUGGAAAUUUUGGAUGGCGUGCUUUAAGACUUUUAGCUCGAAAAAGUCCACAUUUUUUUGCUCAAAGCAACAAUCCUAUUCAUAAAUUGUCUGAAUAUUUAGAAAAUAUGAUAAAAAAAACAAUGAAUAAAGAAAAAAUAUCAAUUAAUCAAGGUUCAGAUAAACAUGUAUCACCAAAUAAAGAAUUCAAAAAGGAAUCUGUAAUGGAUACAGAAGAAGUUGAUAUUUCUGAAGGAAUCCAUGAUGAAAACGAAAACGAGAAUAAUGUUGAAGUAGAAGACAAUAAUAAAAUUCCCAAACAAAUUAUUGACCAAGUUGCAGCUGUCAUAGGAGAAAAAUGGACUUUGCUUGCUGAAAAACUUGGCUACCAACCAGAUGAGAUUAAGUUUGUGAAAACAAUAAAAACUACACCUUUAGAUCAAGCUACAUAUUUACUUGAAGUUUGGGUUGAAGAUGCUGAAAAUCCUAAGCCUGAAAACCUAAUUUACAUUUUAGAAGAAAUUCAAUUAAAUGAAGCUGCUAAUAUUCUUAAGUCAUGAUUUAAAUAUAUGCACAAUUAAAAUGCAUUGGAAAUAUCUUUGUAAAUAAAAUAUUUAAUCCACUAAUUUUGAAUUUAAUUUAUG
Sipha flava (yellow sugarcane aphid) is the source of this 2440-nucleotide messenger RNA. RefSeq names its product THO complex subunit 1 (gene Hpr1). Gene Ontology annotation, cellular component: THO complex part of transcription export complex. Lineage: Eukaryota; Metazoa; Arthropoda; Insecta; Hemiptera; Aphididae. The coding region runs from base 386 to 2356 and encodes 656 amino acids. The transcript is spliced from 14 exons. The record is from RefSeq and is a predicted model, not a curated record. Gene Ontology annotation, molecular function: protein binding. Gene Ontology annotation, biological process: mRNA export from nucleus; signal transduction; regulation of DNA-templated transcription elongation.